This is a messenger RNA of Gossypium raimondii (Peruvian cotton), 1897 nucleotides long. Its product is annotated as E3 ubiquitin-protein ligase RSL1. Bases 1 to 1620 code for a protein of 539 amino acids. Gene Ontology annotation, molecular function: zinc ion binding; ubiquitin protein ligase activity; RNA-DNA hybrid ribonuclease activity. The record is from RefSeq and is a predicted model, not a curated record. Gene Ontology annotation, cellular component: cytoplasm; ubiquitin ligase complex. The transcript is spliced from 3 exons. NCBI's taxonomy places the organism in Eukaryota, Viridiplantae, Streptophyta, Magnoliopsida, Malvales, Malvaceae. Gene Ontology annotation, biological process: positive regulation of proteasomal ubiquitin-dependent protein catabolic process; protein polyubiquitination; ubiquitin-dependent protein catabolic process.
AUGGAAAACCACUCCCGAGACAAAGGUAAAGCCACCCAAACUGACAACGAUGACAAAGAUGACCUCCAAUCAGUCCUCACCCUCCAACGUCAUCUACUAAUGGAAGCCAAAACCUUAGACUCUGACCUCGACUUUGCAUUCCAACUCCAAAUGCAAGAAGCCUUUUCCGCUUCCCUCUCUGUUCAUCACCCUUCCUCUUCCCUUGACGUCACCCUUUCCCCUCCUUCGGACAUGGGUUUCGACUACGUAACCCUCAUGCUCCAAGACAUUGAGAGGUUCGAGAUGGAACGUAAAGAUAGGGAAGAAAGCGAGGAAGAGAUGAGGAGAUUCAGGAACGACCUAAACCGUUCGAUUUACGACCAAAACUUCGCUAGGUACAUCAUGAAUGUCCCUGAACAAGAAUGGAACAACUAUGGGGAUAACUACGAAAGGCCUUACGAUGGGAACGUGGUGGAAGCCCAAAAUGAGGGUUUUAGAGUUUAUGUCAAAGGGUUGGUGAGUGAAGAGAGGAUAAGGGAGAUGAAAGUUACGGUGGGGGGUGUUGGAGUUGCCAUUUGUGAUUUUUGGAAUAAUUUGGUCUUGGAAUUGAGGAAGAAGUUAGACGGUGCAGAGUUCAUGACCGGUGAAAUGGCUGGAGUCGAGGCUGUGAUUCAUGGGCUUAAUGCAGCUUUGAGUUUGGACUUGAAAAGGGUUACACUUUUUGUUGAUGAUUUCUUGGUUUAUCAGUUCAUUACAGGCAGACAGCAACCUGGACAGAGCAAGUUGGGGACAAAAGUCAACGAGGUCUCUCUUCUACAAAAGCGACUUACCUACUUUCAACCAUCAUUUGCGGCACGUAAUGAUAUGAGCUUUGUGUUCAAGCUAGCAAGAGAUGCUAUAGUCUCUCAGAUUACUUGGCCUGUAGAAACUAGCAAUGGCAAGGGUUUGAAGGAGACUUGCAUGAUAUGUUUUGAAGAUACUGAUGCUACCCAGAUGUUCACUGUCGAUGGUUGCUUUCACAGAUAUUGCUUUUCUUGCAUGAAGCAGCAUGUAGAAGUCAAAUUGCUAAAUGCAAUGGUGGCUAGUUGUCCUCGUGAAGGCUGUAAUACUGAGGUGACUAUUGAUAGCUGUGGGAAAUUCUUGGAUCCUAAAUUAGUUGAGAUCAUGAGCAACCGCAAGAAGGAAGCUUCUAUUGCUGUUUCAGAGAAAGUUUAUUGCGCAUUUCCAAGGUGUUCUGCACUGAUGUCGAAAAGUGAGGUCUUACAAUAUACUAGAACUGUAAUGCUUGUUGCUGAACAAUCUGGGGCCAGAAAAUGUGUGAAAUGCCAUCGCUUUUUCUGCAUCUAUUGCAAGGUUCCUUGGCACUUUGAUAUGACCUGCAUUGAUUACAAAAGAUUGAAUCCUCAUCCUGCUAGUGAAGAAGCUAUGUUGAACACUCUUGCUACUAAAAAACGAUGGCGUGAAUGUAUUAAGUGCAAACAUGUGAUUGAACUUGCUGGAGGGUGCUAUCACAUCACUUGCAGAUGUGGAUUUGAGUUCUGCUACACUUGUGGAGCCGAGUGGCGUAACAAGAAACCAACAUGUUCCUGUCCAAUAUGGGAUGAGCCUAACAUUAUACAUAAUCGACAAAGGCGGCAAUAAUCGUACGUGGUAGAAAUAGAGAGAAGACAAUGAAUUCCUUACUUUCUGUGGUUCUUCCCUCCUUUCUCAAAACUAUUAGUUUGGGUUGAUGUGUGUUGGAGGUACACAUCGUCUGAAUUUGAUGACUCUACUUCUUGCAUAGGUAUCGCAUGCUGUCAUACCCUUUGAUGAAAGAGGCUCUUUUGGGACAUUGCCUACAUAUUUUAAUAUAGCAAUCCUUUUUUAGGGUCACUGUUUCAGAUUUGCAGCUGUUUUGUAGUGAAAACAAAGAUGGAAA